AUGAAUGAAAGUGUUAUGUUAAAUGUAAACAAUGUUGAAAUACAAAUAAAUAAAUACUUCGCUGUUGCAUUUUCACAAAUGAUUUAUAAUACUUAUGUAUUAGAUAAUAACACACUAAAGAUUGAUAUCGAAACGAAAGUAGAAUCACAAGAAGCAUAUGAAGUUUUGAAAGAGAUAUUACAAUAUAAUAAAACAGAAUUUGAAUGCAAUGAUACGAUAUCGAAAGAUCUUUUCUACAUCGGAAAUAAACUCGGAAUACAAGAACUGAUUGAUCCAUAUAAAACACAGGUUAUUGACAAAAUGGUUCUCGACAAAAAUAACUGUAUUCAAUUACUCGAUAUUUAUUUUGAUAUUUGUUCUGAGAGUAAAAUAUCAGAAUGUGUUGAUUUCAUUUCUUCUCAUUUCUACGAGAUUGAUCAAGAUGAUCUAAAAUCAAUUUCGAAGAAACUCGGAUUUGAUAUCAUUCAAAGUAUUUUUAAUAAUGAUAAACUACUCAUCAAAGAUGAGGAUUCUAUAGCAAAUUUCAUAUUCUCUCUCAUGAACGAAAAUGAAAUUUUCUCACCACUCGUUGAAUGCAUUCAUUUCGAAUUUUGCAGUGAACAAGUAAUCAAUAAAAAUCUUGUCAUUAGUGAUGAAAACAACUAUUUCAAUAUUAUCAAAUCUCUUCAUGAUUCAUUAUUGAGAUCAAGAAAUAACAAACACGAUCACAAUCGUUAUUUCAUUCCAAGCGAUAAUCAAGAUGUUUACAAAUAUCUUGAUGAACUUUCAAGAAAAGGAGAUCAAACUUUAUUUGAAACAGCAAUUGAAGAAAUAAUCAAUAAAAAUGAUGAUGAAAUUCGUAAUAAUAUCUUAUUCGAAUCAUGCGAAAAAGGAAAUCUUAAACUCGUUAAAUCUCUAAUUGAGCAUGGCUGCGAUAAAGAAGUUCAAAACGAAAAUAAUCAGACUCCACUCAUUUGGGCAUCAUUUACUGGUCAUCUUGAAGUUGUUCAAUAUCUUAUCUCUAAUGGAGCUGAUAAAGAAGCAAAGGAUAAUGAUGGAAAUACUCCACUCCAUUUAUCAUCAUUUAAUGGUCAUCUUGAGGUUGUUCAAUAUCUUAUCUCUAAUGGAGCUGAUAAAGAUGCAAAGAAUAAUAAUGGAAAUACUCCACUCCAUUUAUCAUCAUUUAAUGGUCAUCUUGAGGUUGUUCAAUAUCUUGUCUCUAAUGGAGCUGAUAAAGAAGCAAAGGAUAAUGAUGGAUAUACUCCACUCAUUUGGGCAUCAUAUUUUGGUGAACUUGAGGUUGUUCAAUAUCUUAUCUCUAAUGGAGCUGAUAAAGAAGCAAAGGAUGAUUAUGGAUAUACUCCACUCAUUAAUGCAUCAGAAAAUGGUGAACUUGAAGUUGUUCAAUAUCUUAUCUCUAAUGGAGCUGAUAAAGAAGCAAAGGAUAAUGAUGGAUAUACUCCACUCAUUAAUGCAUCAGAAAAUGGUUAUCUUGAAGUUGUUCAAUAUCUUAUCUCUAAUGGAGCUGAUAAAGAAGCAAAGGAUAAUGAUGGAAGUACUCCACUCAUUAAUGCAUCACAAAAUGGUCAUCUUGAAGUUGUUCAAUAUCUUGUCUCUAAUGGAGCUGAUAAAGAAGUAAAGAAUAAUGAUGGAUAUUCUCCACUCAUUUAUGCAUCAAGAUAUGGUCAUCUUGAAGUUGUUCAAUAUCUUAUCUCUAAUGGAGCUGAUAAAGAAGCAAAGGAUAAUGAUGGAUAUACUCCACUCAUUUAUGCAUCAAGAUAUGGUCAUCUUGAAGUUGUUCAAUAUCUUGUCUCUAAUGGAGCUAAUAAAGAAGCAAAGAAUAAUUGCGGAAAUACUCCACUCAUUUGGGCAGCAAUUAAUGUUCAUCUUGAGGUUGUUCAAUAUCUUGUCUCUAAUGGAGCUGAUAAAGAAGCAAAGGGUAAUAUUGGAUAUACUCCACUCAUUUAUGCAUCAGAAAAAGGUAAACUUGAAGUUGUUCAAUAUCUUGUCUCUAAUGGAGCUGAUAAAGAAGCAAAGGAUAAUGAUGGAUAUACUCCACUCAUUUAUGCAUCAGAAAAUGGUCAUCUUGAGGUUGUUCAAUAUCUUAUCUCUAAUGGAGCUGAUAAAGAAGCAAAGGAUAAUGAUGGACAUACUCCACUCAUUUGGGCAUCAAGAUAUGGUAAUCUCGAAAUUGUUCAAUAUCUUAUCUCUAAUGGAGCUGAUAAAGAAGCAAAGAAUAAAGAUGGAAAUACUCCACUCCAUUUAUCAUCAAAAUAUGGUCAUCUUGAAGUUGUUCAAUAUCUUAUCUCUAAUGGAGCUGAUAAAGAAGCAAAGGAUAAUGAUGGAUAUACUCCACUCAUUAAUGCAUUAUCACGUGGUUAUCUUGAAGUUGUUCAAUAUCUUAUCUCUAAUGGAGAUGAUAAAGAAGCAAAGGAUACUGAUGGAUAUACUCCGCUCAUUUGUGCAUCAGAAAAAGGUAAACUUGAAGUUGUUCAAUAUCUUAUCUCUAAUGGAGCUGAUAAAGAAGCAAAGGAUAAUGAUGGACAUACUCCACUCAUUUGGGCAUCAAAUAAUGGUCAUCUUGAAGUUGUUCAAUAUCUUAUCUCUAAUGGAGCUGAUAAAGAAGCAAAGGAUAAUGAUGGAUAUACUCCACUCAUUUGUGCAUCAAAAUAUGGAGAACUUGAAGUUGUUCAAUAUCUUGUCUCUAAUGGAGCUGAUAAAGAAGCAAAGGAUAAUGAUGGAAAUACUCCACUCAUUUAUGCAUCAAAUAAUGGUCAUCUUGAGGUUGUUCAAUAUCUUAUCUCUAAUGGAGCUGAUAAAGAAGCAAAGGAUAAAGAUGGAAAUACUCCACUCCAUUUAUCAUCAUUUAAUGGUCAUCUUGAAGUUGUUCAAUAUCUUAUCUCUAAUGGAGCCGAUAAAGAAGCAAAGAAUGAUGAAGGAAAAACGGCAAUGGAUCUUGCAUCAGAUAAUGUAAAAAAUUAUCUAAAAUCUUUAUGA
Molecule: messenger RNA, 2976 nt
Organism: Trichomonas vaginalis G3
Lineage: Eukaryota; Parabasalia; Trichomonadida; Trichomonadidae
Product: Ankyrin repeat family
Exons: 1
Coding region: 1-2976 (991 amino acids)
Molecular function (GO): protein binding
Source: RefSeq, a predicted model, not a curated record